Molecule: messenger RNA, 498 nt
Organism: Lachancea nothofagi CBS 11611
Lineage: Eukaryota; Fungi; Ascomycota; Saccharomycetes; Saccharomycetales; Saccharomycetaceae
Source: the annotation of a GenBank genome assembly
AUGAUAUAUAGAAUAGGAUCUCGUGCGCAUGUAAGAAACUUUGUAAAGAGUGCAAUUGGACCGCGCUUUCGAGAUAUGACAGAGAUAAAGAAGUAUGUGGAGAGCCCUAAAUGGGCGGUUGAAGAGUUCCUUAAACAGGAUGAUAAGGAACAGAUACAGCACCUACCUUCUGAGGAAACGGUCAAGCGUCUUUUGAAACUCUCAGGACUGCCUCUCGAAAACUUCGACUCAAUUCGCAACCAGUUGGGACGACAACUAUUAUUUCUGGAUAAACUGAUGACGCUGGAUGUGGACGAGAAUAUAGACCCCAAUCAUGCAAGGAUUUUGGAAAGACAUCCGCAGCCUUUGCGCUACGAAGAACUAUUUCGACUAGCGCACAACCAGCGUCAGGAAAAAAGUUUGGGUGAGACUGACGGCUCUUGGGAAAGUAUAAAACUUGCCACGCAGAGCGAGAAUGGUUUUUAUGUUCUGCGCGAAGCACUAAUGAAGCGGGAAUGA